GCGAUGGCGGCGCCGGGGCCGCAGCCGGGGCGGUGCGGGCACUUCGUGCAGAGGAAGGGGCGCUACUGCAGGAUGGUCCCCGCGCCGGGGAAGCGCUUCUGCGGAGAGCACGGGCAGGAGGAGGAACAAAAUGACAGAAAAAGAAUUCCCUGCCCUCUUGAUCCAAAACACACUGUAUAUGAAGACCAACUACAAAAGCAUUUAAAAAAAUGUAAUUCAAGAGAGAAGCCAAAGCCCGUCUACUUUGUUCAAGAUAUUAAUGCAGGUUUAAAAGAUGUGGCGGAAAUACCAGAAAAGCAAGUCGCUUUAUCUUCUCUAUCCAGUGAAGAGCUGCAGAACUUAAUUGUCAAGUUGAAAAAAGCAAGUAAUGGCUUGGAACUUCAUCUUAAGGAAGAAAUACUGUCCCACCAGGCUUUACAAGAAGCCUUAAAUGACCCAAAGAAUGGGGAAUCUGCUUUCAAACACUUGAAGCAACAGGCUUCUAUUUUAGGUAACAUGGAAAAACUACAUUUACUUGGUCCAGGAAGAUGUUUUGUUGAGUUUGGAGCUGGGCGAGGAAAGCUGUCUCAUUGGGUUGAUGUUGCCUUACAGAAUGUUGAAAAUGUGCAGUUUUUGCUUGUGGAAAGAGCAACCACAAGAUUCAAGGUGGAUGGAAAACAUCAAAGAAGAGAUUCUAUAUUUGAGAGGCUUCAAGUUGAUAUUCAGCACUUAUGUUUAAGUAAGGUACCUAUUUUGGAGAAGAAAAAACUACCAGUGGUAGGAAUUGGGAAGCAUUUGUGUGGUGCUGCAACAGAUCUUGCUCUGAGAUGCUUGGUUGAAAGUUACUCAGCUUGCUGUGGUGGAGAAAAUGAAGAGCCUGCAGCAAAACGCUGUAGGACUGCUAUGACAGAGGUGGCUCCUGACACUGCUGCUGAGAGUGACAGCAACACACAAGACCAUAAGCCUGUAGCUGGAAUUGUCAUUGCUCUGUGUUGCCACCACAAGUGUGACUGGACACAUUAUGUAGGCAGACAGUUCUUUAAAUCAGUAGGACUGGGACCAGUAGAAUUCCAUUAUUUCCAGAGAAUGAGUAGUUGGGCCACUUGUGGCAUGCGAGAAACCACAAGCAAAGCCUCUACAAGUGAAGAAAGUGAAGACCAAACUAAUGACACAGAAGAACAUGAGCAAACAUUCAGCACAGCAGAGAGUGGCUCUGAUACAUGGCAAGGGAUACUUACUGUUGAAGAGCGGAAGGAGAUAGGGUGCCUCUGUAAACGGCUGAUUGAUCACGGACGGAUUGAAUAUUUACAACAACAAGGAUACAAGGCUGCACUACAGUAUUAUACAGAGUCUGCUGUGUCCCUGGAGAAUGUCCUGUUGACAGCUGUCCCAAGUCCAUCUUUGAUAACAGAGCCAACUACACGACAGGAGAUAGAUUUGGACUGGUUAGGUGAAAAAAAACCCUAAAAAACUUAUCUGGAAUUUUUUAAAAAGCUAAUUCAGUCUUUACAAAAAAACCUGUUUAGUCUUUCCUGUACCCAGGAAAAGGUCUUGUAUUUCCCAGUUUCACUGGGAAUUACACAUAUGCAAACCAGUUCCCAUCAGUGGAAAAAUAAAAUCUCUAAGAAUA
Messenger RNA from Empidonax traillii (willow flycatcher), 1609 nucleotides. It is a transcript of the gene TRMT13, whose product is annotated as tRNA methyltransferase 13 homolog. The transcript is spliced from 11 exons. The record is from RefSeq and is a predicted model, not a curated record. Lineage: Eukaryota; Metazoa; Chordata; Aves; Passeriformes; Tyrannidae. Gene Ontology annotation, biological process: tRNA methylation. Bases 4 to 1446 code for a protein of 480 amino acids.